AUAACAAAGCCGCUAAUCUUACACAGGGCUUCUCUGAAAUGAACGUGGAGCUGCCUGGAGAAUUCAGCAAUGUAGAAAAUGAAUCCAAGAAGAUGGCAAUCUACAAAAUGGAUGGGCCACACAGAGGAUUUUGUCUUGUCAUUAAUAAUGUUAAGUUUGGUAGAUCUCUUCUGGAAAGGAAGGGUUCUCACAAAGAUGCCGAGGAAUUGGAGCGAGUAUUCACAUGGCUUGGUCUGGAUGUGAGGACUUACACAGAUCUGACAUCUCAGCAGAUUAAAGAUCUCAUGCGAACUUGGCAGCAUGUGCAAGAUCACAAAGACAGGGACUGUUUUAUAUGUUGUAUUCUAUCUCAUGGAGAGUCAGGAGCAAUCUAUGGCAAAGAUGAGGAACUUGUAUCAAUCCGCAUGAUCAUGUCCCACUUCACUGCUGAACAAUGUCCACAGCUGGCUGAAAAACCCAAACUCUUCUUUAUCCAAGCAUGCCAGGGUAAAGAGAUACAGCGUCCUGUCUAUGUUGAAGCUGAUGCACGAAUUCCUGACUUACCUUCCAUGCAACAGAGCAUUUCUCCUUCUGAAAGUAUUCCUGCAGAGGCUGAUUUCCUCCUAGGCAUGGCCACAAUUGAUGGAUGUGUGUCUUUCCGGCACAUUCAACAGGGUGCUUGGUAUAUUCAGGCCCUGUGCAGCAAGCUACAGUUGUUGGUACCAAGGGGUGAAGAUAUUUUAUCAAUUCUUACAGAAGUUAAUGACGAUGUGGGCAGACGUGUUGACCGCUGGGGGACAAAGAAACAGAUGCCUCAACCAGCAUAUACCUUAAGAAGAAAAUUUAUAUUCCCAAUACCCAGAGACCCUCCUCCUUCACAGCAACAUUGA
Messenger RNA from Pterocles gutturalis (yellow-throated sandgrouse), 869 nucleotides. It is a transcript of the gene CASP10, whose product is annotated as caspase 10, apoptosis-related cysteine peptidase. Gene Ontology annotation, molecular function: cysteine-type endopeptidase activity. Lineage: Eukaryota; Metazoa; Chordata; Aves; Pterocliformes; Pteroclidae. Gene Ontology annotation, biological process: negative regulation of extrinsic apoptotic signaling pathway via death domain receptors; proteolysis. The transcript is spliced from 4 exons. The annotation marks the transcript as partial. The record is from RefSeq and is a predicted model, not a curated record.